UUGACCAACAACUCAGGUUAUUGGAGUUGAAUUCCUGGCAAUUGGUUAGGCUACUUCAAGCGCAAUUACCUAGUUUAGUAUGUGAAAACAUCUUAUGCGAUAGCUUUUGGGAUGAUAAAUCCGAAAGGACAAGAGGUUACAGUAGUCUGGAAGAGAACUUUUGUUGUUUGUUUAUGAGGGCUGCAGAGCUUCACGGAUCUUGGAAAUCUAGGGAAGAGAAAAGAUCUGCUUGUGAGGACAAUUGUCAUAGCACUUUUGUGGCGUAUCAUGAUUUCUUAAGAACUGCGAGCGAGUGGCUAUCUCAUAGAGCAACGGACAAACCUAUUGGCCGACUUAUAUUUGGAGUAGCAGCUAUGAUCGUUUCAUGUUUGAUACUGCUGAGCCUUCUGUUUCUUCUAGGAAAGCAAGUUUUCUCUGAGCAGAAUAAGCAGUUUUCAAGUGUCAAUAAUGACCUGAGCAGGUGGCAUUUGGAUGAUAUUUUUAUUCUUGUGGUAAUCGUUGUUGUCGUCAUAAGCAUGGGAUCCAGUUCUCUGGUGGAGGAAGAGCAGUACAUAUGGCAUUUCAUUACAUCCUCGCUUUAUUUGCUAUCUUUCCGAAAACUAAUGCAGCAUAUUGUAACGAGGACAGAGAAAAAUACAAGUGCUACUGUGGGUUCAAAGACGAAUAACUAUAUCCAGAUUUGCUCAAUUCUUGUGAUUCUCAUUUCUGGGAGAAUUUUGAGAGGAUGGCAUCAAGGUGGUGUUAAUUGGACUAAUCUUCCCGACAUUUCAAAAUGGUUAGAGCAAAUGGGAAGCACUUACAUAAAGUUGUUCCAGUUGGUUUCAGUGAUCAUCCUAAUCAACAUUAGCUUAGUUUCUCUUAUGUGGUCCCGACGGUCAAAAAAGAACUUUAUGACCGUGAUUUCCUUGAUGCACUUGUUCCCAGGGUGGUUGGUUUUACAUUAUAUCACUAAAUAUCAAGAUGUUGCGUUCAGUACAGGUAGUUAUGAUGCUACUUUAAUGGCGCAAAUAAUUUAUGCAGUUCUAGGUUUCUGUUCAACGGUUAUUCUUGUUGCUGUGCCACGGUAUAUACCUUUCCCAAAUCGUACGCAUUCUGUGGAUGAUGUCCAAAGAAAGGCUUGGGGUUUAUGUUUUAAGGAUUCUGCAUAUGUGAUUGGCUUGAGUUACGUAUAUUAUUGGUCGCUUUUACAGCUAUUGUUGCAGCAGCCCGUGAACUCAAUGCCUGUACUAUUUCUCUUCCUGCAAGUACUAGCUAGCGUUUGGUAUUUUUCUGGUUCCAACCAGCAUCUCAGGCAGUUUGUUGAG
This is a messenger RNA of Capsicum annuum, 1304 nucleotides long. RefSeq names its product GPI ethanolamine phosphate transferase 2-like. NCBI's taxonomy places the organism in Eukaryota, Viridiplantae, Streptophyta, Magnoliopsida, Solanales, Solanaceae. Gene Ontology annotation, biological process: GPI anchor biosynthetic process. The record is from RefSeq and is a predicted model, not a curated record. Gene Ontology annotation, cellular component: endoplasmic reticulum membrane.